Molecule: messenger RNA, 1594 nt
Organism: Aspergillus caelatus
Lineage: Eukaryota; Fungi; Ascomycota; Eurotiomycetes; Eurotiales; Aspergillaceae
Exons: 2
Coding region: 146-1345 (399 amino acids)
Biological process (GO): biosynthetic process
Molecular function (GO): iron ion binding; oxidoreductase activity
Source: RefSeq, a predicted model, not a curated record
CAUUUCUAUUACGGCACCUGUGUUCUUGCAACUAAAGGUGGGGGGGUAAGGGGGAAGGGGACGCCUCUUGCAUGAUAACAGAUGUCGCGAUGCAGAUUAGCCAAGCAUCCAGACCAGACCAUCGAGCAAUGAAACCUUAGGGCUAAUGGAGAUGGUCUUGAGGUCGCCACAGCGUAAAACCCCUUCUGUGGCCCUUUCAGACGUAGAGAAAGAGGUGACCUUCUUUACGAUUGUGCUCGUCACUCGUUGUCCUCUGAAGGAAAUCUUACCUCCUUUCGCCCUCGCUCUUCCUCUCUUCGUGGCCGCUCGUAGUCAUUGGAAUCCUACCGUAUUUUUCUUUCUGCACACCAUGACUUCCACCCCCAAAGCCAAUGUCCCCAAGAUUGAUGUGUCGCCCUUGUUUGGCGACAAUCUAGAGGAGAAGAUGAAGGUCGCACGCGCAAUUGACGCUGCCUCGCGCGACACCGGCUUCUUCUAUGCGGUCAACCAUGGAAUCGAUGUGAACCGACUCUCGCAGAAGACCAAGGAGUUCCACAUGUCCAUCACAGAUGAAGAGAAAUGGGACCUUGCUAUUCGCGCCUACAACAAGGCGCACCAGGACCAGAUCCGGGCUGGGUACUACUUGUCUAUCCCUGGCAAAAAGGCUGUGGAAUCCUUCUGCUAUCUAAACCCUAACUUCAAGAGCGACCACCCUCGCAUCCAAUCGAAGACGCCUACUCAUGAGGUCAACGUGUGGCCCGACGAGACGAAGCAUCCGGGCUUCCGCGACUUCGCCGAGCAGUACUACUGGGAUGUGUUCGGGCUCUCAACGGCAUUGCUGCGAGGCUAUGCUCUGGCACUGGGCAAGGAAGAGGACUUCUUCAGCCGCCACUUCAAGAAGGACGACGCGCUCUCCUCAGUCGUUCUCAUCCGCUACCCAUUCUUAGACCCUUACCCACCAGCUGCAAUCAAGACAGCCGCGGACGGGACCAAAUUAAGUUUUGAAUGGCAUGAGGAUGUAUCGCUCAUCACCGUCCUGUACCAGUCCAACGUGCAAAACCUACAAGUGGAGACCCCUCAGGGAUACCUUGACAUUGAGGCGGACGACGCCGGCUACCUGAUCAACUGCGGCAGCUACAUGGCACACAUCACCAAUAACUACUACCCCGCCCCCAUACACCGGGUCAAAUGGGUGAACGAGGAGCGCCAAUCUCUUCCAUUUUUUGUCAACUUGGGCUUUGACGAGACGGUCCAGCCGUGGGACCCUUGUAACCCCGACGGCAAGACCGACAAGGAGCCAAUCUCCUACGGCCAGUAUUUGCAGAAUGGCCUGGUUAGUCUGAUUAACAAGAACGGUCAGACCUAAGACGAGAGGUAGCCGAAGGUACCAAUUGAAUACCUUAAUGCAAAAAUGUCCACAUCUUUCGUAUUCGUCGAACAUAGUUUAUGCCGCGGCCGAUCGCUCCAUCCAGUAAAAGACUAAUUCCACACUGAAAGGCCAGCCUGUCCUUCUUGUCUUGUCAUAAUGAGGUCGCCAAUGGGUUACCUAAGACAAUGCUUUCUUCAGCUCCAAUUUGCCGAAGUCAUCACCUUGGCAUUUGCCACUGCGUGCUUC